Messenger RNA from Oryza sativa Japonica Group (Japanese rice), 2529 nucleotides. NCBI's taxonomy places the organism in Eukaryota, Viridiplantae, Streptophyta, Magnoliopsida, Poales, Poaceae. The record is from RefSeq and is a predicted model, not a curated record.
UGGGUUAGAGUAGGGAAGGGAAGGCGUUGGUUUGGUCGCGGGGGGAGCAAGGUGGGGGUAGGCUGGGCGAUUCACUAUUCCGGUGAUUAUUCUGUUCUGCCCUAGGAUCAACCGGGAGUCGGGACGGUUUUGGGCGGGGAUCUGGUCACCUGGGUGCCUCGGGGGCGUGGAGCUGGUGUUUUUAGCCCGCGUGCGGGUGGUACCAGCAGAUACCUGCGUAGUCGUGUUGCUUAGGUGAUUUCAUCUCCGUGUUCAUCUGAUGUGAAAUCCCAGGGAUGUGUUUAUCACCUCUUAACUUUGAAUAUACUAAAGUCUGUGAUCAAGUGAGUUUUCCCGCGAGGAAUUUGUGUUGUAGUCUUGACUUAUUUGUAAGGGAAUAAGCCUAUUGUUUUACUGUGAUGUGUGAUCUGGUACAGUAGGUUGGUGUUGCGAUAGCCAAAUGAUGCUAAGUAGAAGAGGAGUAGGCACUUCCCAUUUUUGUUUGGUUUCACGCCGAACCCUAUUAACCGACAUACUUCUCAAUUCCUACUCUGAUGGUGUUUCUUGCUACUUCACCUGUUUUUGUUCUACUAGGGUUCCUGGUGCCUACUUGGUCUGAAUGGCUGACCUGACCGACAUGGGCUGCUGUAGUUGUUUUGGCUUUUUAAGGAAGCCUAGGGUGUCUGUAAGUCGACCUCGCGACGCUGAUGGCAUCCUAUCUGAAGACUUGUUGAACCAUAAAUCUGCGGAGGAUCCUGAUGGAAGCUUCUACACCGGGGAUGAUCCUGAUAGAAGCUUCUACGACAGGGAUGAUCUCGAUAGAAGCUUCUACAAUGGCGAUGACCCUGACAGAAGCUUCUAUGAUGGAGAUGAUCCUGAUCAUCUUUAUGGAAGUGAUGAUGGGCAGCCAAGGAAGAGAUCUGAAGAUAUUAUACUGUCAAGGGCUCAGAAUGGCUUUGCAUGUAGAGAAAGCCUAGUUAAGGAGACUAAAAAAGUAUUUCGCUCAGAGGAUGAAAAUGGCAGCAAGAUGGUCAACCAAUAUGUCCACCUGGGGAAGAUUGGUUCUGGAAGCUAUGGCAAAGUGGUCUUAUACCGAAGCAUGAAAGAUGGAAAGCUUUACGCAGUGAAGGUUUUGAAUAAAUCUUACAUGAUGAAAGUACGUGUUGUGCGAUCAGAAACUGCCAUGACAGAUGUUCUUCGGGAAGUAUCCAUCAUGAAAAUGUUGGAUCAUCCUAAUAUAGUAAAUCUCAUUGAAGUGAUUGAUGACCCAAAUGCAGAUAAAUUCUACAUGGUUCUUGAGUAUGUUGAAGGAAAAAUGGUCUGUGACAAUGGUUUAGGAGAAGCUACCUCCAGAAAUUACUUGCGCGACAUAAUCUCUGGUGUUAUGUAUCUUCAUUCUCAUAAUAUUAUUCAUGGUGAUAUCAAACCAGACAAUUUGUUGGUCACAAGCACUGGCAGUGUGAAGAUAGGGGAUUUCAGUGUUAGUCAGAUUUUUGAGGAUGAUGAUGAUCUGCUUUGGAGGUCUCCAGGUACUCCUGUUUUCACUGCACCAGAAUGCUGUCAAGGUUCAGCCUACCAUGGUCGGGCAGCUGAUACAUGGGCAGUUGGCGUUACUCUGUAUUGUAUGAUUACUGGUCACUAUCCAUUUCUAGGAGAUACCUUACAGGAAACUUAUGAUAAGAUUGUCAAUGAUCCGGUGCAAAUACCUGACAACAUGAACCCCCAACUUGCUGAUUUGCUGGAAAGGCUUCUCUGCAAAGAUCCAGCAAAUCGUAUCACCCUGCAGGCUGUAGGUGAGCAUCCUUGGGUUGCUGGGGACCAGGGGCCAGUUGUUGAAUACUUCUGUAGAUGUGGGUUUGGCCGAAGAAAGAGAGAUGAUCUUAAGGGAGAAGUACAAUAGCAAAGGCUUGUUCACAGUUUAUCAUCCGAUGGUUUACUGUAGAUAGGCGAUGAGUGUGGCUAAACAAAGAAAGUGAGAUGAUCGACAAACCGUGUUACUCUUUUUUGUGUUCUUCCUCCCUUUACCGAUUGACCUGUUGGUUGCUCGCCUCACCACCUCUGCAAGUUUUGUUGCCUAACCGAGGGAGCCCCUGUUUCCAUUUUUCUGUAGAUCAAUUUUGGCUGCUGCAACAUGUAAGCUUUUUUCAUUUGGUUGUUGAAUCCAGUAUAGCAACCAUUCAUAGAAAAUAUAGUGCAAAAUUCUUUGUGAAGGCUGUAGUCGGUGUUAGCAAUUCAUGAGCACCGAGUACAGAUGGGUGCAGGCUGAUCUGCGGGUACCCUUAAAAGUGAGAUUUAGUUUAUUUUAGUUUUAGUUGAACUAUGGUGGGUUGGAAGAUGUGGCCAGCACCAUCCUAUAUUAGAUUUUACUUAAGACUCAUCCAUUCAUGGUGAGUGAAUCUCUUGUCAACGGAAAUUGCUGUAAGUUACUGCAUAUUUUCCGUAAGGAAGCUUACUGCAAUUACAGGCUUACAGCAGUUGAUGUGUUUAUGUGUGUAAUUAUGUAUUAUACACAGUAUACACCAGUUAAUGGAGAGGUAAGACGGCAUACAA